Messenger RNA from Epinephelus moara (kelp grouper), 4032 nucleotides. Its product is annotated as NLR family CARD domain-containing protein 3-like. The transcript is spliced from 10 exons. The coding region runs from base 15 to 3761 and encodes 1248 amino acids. Gene Ontology annotation, molecular function: protein binding. The record is from RefSeq and is a predicted model, not a curated record. Lineage: Eukaryota; Metazoa; Chordata; Actinopteri; Perciformes; Serranidae.
GUGUGGACUCUGCUAUGAAUCUGGGUGAGGACAGAGAGGAGGGAGUCCAUCCCUCUAAAACCACUCUGUGUGGGGAACAUGACAGCCAGACCAAAGCUCAGAGAUCAGACUCUCCUGUGUCCAGCUGUGGGUCCUUCAACAGUGACUCGUCUAUGGGUGAACCUAUGAACUUCAAAGGUGGACACCCCUCCGAUCAAAAGAUCCAACAUGAGAGACUAGAUUUUCUUGGACCUGGACCUAGACCUGGAGCUGAACCCAGCUGUGUGUCCUUCAAGAGCGACCGUUCCAUGCACAGACCAAUUGACUUCAAAAAAGGACAUCAGUCAAUCAGGAUCCAACAUGAGACACCAGACCAUCCUGGACCUGAAGCUGAACCCAGCUGUGUGUCCGUCAAGAGUGACCGUUCCAUGCACAGACCAAUCGACCUCAAAGGAGGACACCAGUCAAUCAGGAUCCAACAUGAGACACCAGACCAUCCUGGACCUGGACCUGAACCCAGCUGUGUGUCCUUCAAGAGCGACCGUUCCAUGCACAGACCAAUUGACUUCAAAAAAGGACACCAGUCAAUCAGGAUCCAACAUGAGACACCAGACCAUCCUGGACCUGAACCUGAACCCAGCUGUGUGUCCUUCAAGAGCGACCGCUCCAUGCACAGACCAAUUGACUUCAAAGGAGGACACCAUUCUGCUGAUAGAAGAGUUCGUCAGCAGAGCUUAAAGGUUCCCAGUGGUCAGUCUGCCCAGCAGCAUCAAACAUACCUGGACUCCAUAUUAACGCUGCUGGAGGAGAACAUUAUCAGUUUUGUAGAGAAUGAGCUGAAGAAGAUCCAGAAGGUUCUGAGUUCAGAUUACCCUGACUGCUUAGAGAGUCAGAGUGAGGAUGAGGAGGCAUUGGAUGGUGAGGAUGAAGAGCAGAGGAAGAGCAGCAGAGAGGCGUUUCUGAAGAUCACACUGAACUUCCUGAGGAGAAUGAAGCAGGAGGAGCUGGCCGACUGUCUGCAGAGCAGGACUGUUGCUGCAGUAUGCCGACGUGAACUCAAAUCGAACCUGCAGAAAAAGUUCCAGUGUGUGUUUGAGGGGAUUGCUAAAGCAGGAAACCCAACCCUUCUGAACCAGAUCUACACAGAGCUCUACAUCACAGAGGGAGGGACUGCAGAGGUCAAUGAUGAACAUGAGGUCAGACAGAUUGAAACAGCCUCCAGGAAAUCAGACAGACCAGAAACAACCAUCAGACAAGAGGACAUCUUUAAAGCCUCACCUGGAAGAGACAAACCAAUCAGAACAGUGAUGACAAAGGGAGUGGCUGGCAUUGGGAAAACAGUCUUAACACAGAAGUUUACUCUGGACUGGGCUGAAGACAAAGCCAACCAGGACAUACAGUUCACAUUUCCAUUCACUUUCAGAGAGCUGAAUGUGCUGAAAGAGAAAAAGUACAGCUUGGUGGAACUUGUUCAUCACUUCUUUACUGAAACCAAAGAAGCAGGAAUCUGCAGGUUUGAAGAGUUCCAGGUUGUGUUCAUCUUUGACGGUCUGGAUGAGUGUCGACUUCCUCUGGACUUCCACAACAAUGAGAUCCUGACUGAUGUUACAGAGUCCACCUCAGUGGAUGUGCUGCUGACAAACCUCAUCAGGGGGAAACUGCUUCCCUCUGCUCGCCUCUGGAUAACCACACGACCUGCAGCAGCCAAUCAGAUCCCUCCUGACUGUGUUGACAUGGUGACAGAGGUCAGAGGGUUCACUGACCCACAGAAGGAGGAGUACUUCAGGAAGAGAUUCAGAGAUGAGGAGCAGGCCAGCAGAAUCAUCUCCCACCUCAAGACAUCACGAAGCCUCCACAUCAUGUGCCACAUCCCAGUCUUCUGCUGGAUCACUGCUACAGUUCUGGAGGAUGUGAUGAAGACCAGAGAGGAAGGAGAGCUUCCCAAGACCCUGACUGAGAUGUACAUCCACUUCCUGGUGGUUCAGACCAAACUGAAGAACGUCAAGUAUGAUGGAGGAGCUGAGACAGAUCCACACUGGAGUCCAGAGAGCAGGAAGAUGAUUAAAUCUCUGGGAAAACUGGCUUUUGAUCAGCUGCAAAAAGGCAACCUGAUCUUCUAUGAAUCAGACCUUACAGAGUGUGGCAUCGAUAUCAGAGCAGCCUCAGUGUACUCAGGAGUGUUCACACAGAUCUUUAAGGAGGAGAGAGGACUGUACCAGGACAAGGUGUUCUGCUUCGUCCAUCUGAGUGUUCAGGAGUUUCUGGCUGCUCUUCACGUCCAUCGAAAGUUCAACAACUCUGGAGUCAACCUGAUGGCAGAAGAACAAACAGGCACCUCCCGGCGGCCUAAAGUCUUCAAAGACAAACCUAAAGGAAAACAUCUCUGCCAGAGGGCUGUGGACAAGGCCUUACAGAGUCGAAAUGGACACCUGGACUUGUUCCUCCGCUUCCUCCUGGGUCUGUCACUGCAGACCAAUCAGACCCUCCUACGAGGCAUGCUGACAGACACAGGAAGUAGCUCACAGACUAAUCAGGAAACAGUUGACUACAUCAAGAAGAAGAUCAGUGAGAAUCUGUCUGCAGAGAGAAGCAUCAAUCUGUUCCACUGUCUGAAUGAACUGAAUGAUCGUUCUCUAGUGGAGGAGAUCCAACAGUACCUGAGUUCAGGACGUCUCUCCACAGAUAAAUUGUCUCCGUCUCAGUGGUCAGCUCUGGUCUUCAUCUUACUGUCAUCAGAAAAAGAUCUGGACGUGUUUGACCUGAAGAAAUACUCUGCUUCAGAGGAGGCUCUUCUGAGGCUGCUGCCAGUGGUCAAAGCCUCCAACAAAGCUCUACUAGCCUUUUGUAACCUGUCAGAGAGAAGCUGUGAAGCUCUGUCCUCAGUUCUCAGCUGUCAGUCCUCCAGUCUGAGAGACCUGGACCUGAGUAACAACGACCUGCAGGAUUCAGGAGUGAAGCUGUUGUCUACUGGGCUGGAAAGUCCAUACUGUAAACUUGAAAUCCUCAGACUGUCAGGUUGUCUGAUCACAGAGGAAGGCUGUGUUGCUCUGGCCUCAGCUCUGAGCUCCAACCCCUCCCACCUGAGAGAGCUGGACCUGAGCUACAAUCAUCCAGGAGACUCAGGAGUGAAGCUUCUCUCUGCUGGACUGGAGGAUCCACGCUGGAGACUGGACACUCUCAGGUUGGACCACGGUGGACAGCAGAUGUUAAAACCUGGUGUGAGGAAGUAUUACUGUGAGCUCACACUGGACACAAACACAGCACACAGACAACUCACACUGUCUGAAAACAAGAGGAAGGUGAUAUAUGUGGCAGAGGAGCAGCCAUAUCCUGAUCACCCAGAGAGGUUUGACUACUGGGUUCAGCUGCUGUGUGGAAAUGCUCUGACUGGUCGCUGUUACUGGGAGGUGAAGUGGAAAAGUGGGGUUUAUAUAUCAGUGACAUACAGAGGAAUCAAAAGGGGAGGAUACAGUGAUGACCGUGUGUUUGGAGGGAAUGAUCAGUCCUGGAGUCUGAAAUGCUCUGACGGUGGCCGUUUCUCUGUCUGUCACAAAAACAGAGAAGCAGUCCUCUCUUUCCCCUCCUCCUCCUCCUCCUCCUCCUCCUCCUCUGGUAGAGUAGCAGUGUAUGUGGACUGUCCUGCCGGCACUCUGUCCUUCUACAGAAUCUCCUCUGGCUCACGGAUCCACCUCCACACCUUCAACACCACCUUCACUGAACCUCUUUAUCCUGGCUUUGGGUUCUGGUCCUAUGGCUCCUCAGUGUCUCUGUGCUCUUUGUAGGAGGGAGACGACCUCAAACCCUGUGGAUUUAAUGUUGGUCGGCGCAGCUUUACUUCACUGAACUUUGCUACUUAAAGAAGCUGUAAAGAAGUUAUCACAUCUUUAUUGGAUAUGAUCAGUAUUAGUCUUUAUUAACAGGCUAUAUAAAGUUAGUUACAGAGUAUAAUAUUUGACCGAGAUUUGUCUUUUAAUUCUCAUUUCAAACAAACCUCACGGACUGCAUUUUUUCCAUCUGCGUAAUAUUGCGAAAAUUAGGCCUAUCCUGACCCGA